AUGGAUCCUGAGCGGCUCAUCCCAUGCCCCUAUGACAAAAACCACCAGAUCCGAGCCUCCAGGUUCCCCUACCACUUGGUCAAAUGCGGAGAGAAUAACAAGAAAAGAGCCAAAGAGCUGGCCACGUGCCCCUACAAUGCUCGCCACAGAGUCCCAAAGCGAGAGCUCCAGCUGCACAUCUCCACCUGCACAGACAACAGGGCGCCAGAGCUGUUCAGUGGGACAUCAAUGACUUUCAGUCCCAAGAAGGAACUGAAAGAGACCCCAAGAUCCUGGCAGUGUCCCCCCUGCCAAGAGGACUGGGAGGCAGUUGAUGCUUUGGAUCCAGAGAAGUUAAUACAAUGUCCAUAUGAUAAAUCUCAUCAAAUCAGGGCCUGUCGGUUUCCCUAUCAUCUUAUAAAGUGCAGGAAGAACCACCCUGAUAUUGCAAAGCAGCUAGCCACAUGCCCCUUUAAUGCCCGCCAUCUGGUUCCCAGAGAUGAGAUCAGCCAUCAUAUAUCAAGCUGUGAUGACAAAAGCUGCAUUGAGCAAGACAUUGUGAGUCAGUCGAAUAACUGCUACAGAGAGAAAAUGAACACUGUCAGCAUGUGGCAGCCGCCCCCAUGUGACGAAGACUGGGAUAAAGAGAUCCAGGAGCAAUCAAAUUCUACGUUCGUUUGGGGCACGUUCAAUAGUGGCAUAAACAACAGCCCUGGGUCCAGCGUAGUGAUGGAACCAAAGAAUAACCUAAUGCCAGGCAUGAGAGCACCCAAGUCCUUGCCAUAUAGCCUAUCCUGGAAAAGCAACGCAGAUGAGUCUGGUGCUACUUCUCCUUUUGUUCUUGGCUCCAAGACAAAUCACACCUUAAGCACAAGUCAAAGUCUUGGUGAGAGAGGCCGGGAUGGAAACCAGCAAAUGCAGGCCGUGAGCACCUCAGCAGCAGCAUGGACUCCAAAGGGUCACUCCUGGAGAAAUGGGACAUCAAUGACUUUCAGUCCCAAGAAGGAACUGAAAGAGACCCCAAGAUCCUGGCAGUGUCCCCCCUGCCAAGAGGACUGGGAGGCAGACGCAGAUGAGUCUGGUGCUACUUCUCCUUUUGUUCUUGGCUCCAAGACAAAUCACACCUUAAGCACAAGUCAAAGUCUUGGUGAGAGAGGCCGGGAUGGAAACCAGCAAAUGCAGGCCGUGAGCACCUCAGCAGCAGCGUGGACUCCAAAGGGUCACUCCUGGAGAAAUGCAGGCUCCAUGCCAGGGCUCCAGCAGAUGCUCAACCCCAUUUACGAGUCGGAUUCUGUUUUCUCCCCAGAUGGAAUUAAAGGAGGAGAAGCGAGUGUGAGCUUGGCCCAAGGGAGCGGCGCCUCCAGCCAGAGUGCUGUGGCGAGCACGGUGGUGAAACAGAAGCUGGCCGAGGUAAUCCUGAAGAAACAACAGGCAGCUUUGGAAAGGACCAGCAACCCCAGUGGCCCCCCCAUGCCCUACAGAUGA
This is a messenger RNA of Emys orbicularis (European pond turtle), 1464 nucleotides long. RefSeq lists its product as uncharacterized. The transcript is spliced from 15 exons. The record is from RefSeq and is a predicted model, not a curated record. The coding region runs from base 1 to 1464 and encodes 487 amino acids. Lineage: Eukaryota; Metazoa; Chordata; Testudines; Emydidae.